Molecule: messenger RNA, 1173 nt
Organism: Metarhizium album ARSEF 1941
Lineage: Eukaryota; Fungi; Ascomycota; Sordariomycetes; Hypocreales; Clavicipitaceae
Product: 26S proteasome complex ubiquitin receptor, subunit Rpn13
Exons: 4
Coding region: 1-1173 (390 amino acids)
Biological process (GO): ubiquitin-dependent protein catabolic process
Cellular component (GO): nucleus; cytoplasm; proteasome regulatory particle, lid subcomplex
Molecular function (GO): proteasome binding; ubiquitin binding; endopeptidase activator activity
Source: RefSeq, a predicted model, not a curated record
AUGCCUAUUGCGCCCAUCAUCACCUUCAAGGCCGGCCAGUGCGAGGUUGACGACGGCUCGUCGCAGCCUCUCAAGGUCAAGCCUCAGCCUCAGCCUGGAUAUCUCUAUCUGUACUCCGAAGAUGACUUGAUACACUUCUGUUGGCGCAAACGCAGCCAGUCUCUCGACGAGCCGGAGCUUGAUCUAGUCAUGGUGCCAACAGACGGCAGCUUUGUCCCUUACGAAUACGAUACAAACGCCGAACCCACUGCAAAGACGAAUGGUCGCAUUUUCGUUCUCAAGUUCGCAUCUUCGUCUCAGCGCUACCUGUUCUGGAUGCAGUCAAAACCACAAAGCCGCGACGGAGACCCCAGCUGGUUCAGCCCCAGAGAUCGUAAGAUUGGUGAAAUUGUCAACAGACUGCUUCAGGGCGAAGAUGUCAAUGUCACGGGCGAACUGUCUUCUGUACGAAAUGUCGAUGACCGAGACGGAGACGAAGACGAAGCCAUGGAGGAUGUCGAAGGCACGCGUGGUCAACAUACCCAUCACGGCAGUGGGAGCGGCGGGGCCGGUCCUGAUGCCACCGGAGGAGACAUCAGGGAAGAGGGCGAAGAGUCAAGAGAAGGUGGUGCUGAUGGUGCCAGAGCGGCUUCCUCGUCAGCACCAGACGCCGCAGCAGCUGUGAGAAACUUUCUGGAAUCACUGAGAGGCCAGCAAGGGCUUUCGGGAGGACAGCAACAACAGUCCGACCUGCCGUAUCCCCAUCUCAACCACCUUUUGCCCACCGCAAUCACAGUUCCGCUGAUCGACGGCGCAGCUCCUGAAUAUAUUGAUUCUUUGUUGAGCUUUCUGCCUCCAGCUGUAAUUGUCCUCGCCGCGGGGACGGCGGCUGAAGAAGAAAACCAGAAGGAACCAUCAGCGCGUGUCAUUGAGGCGGCCAGGGCAUCGCUCUCCUUGGACGACAAACGAGGCCUACUGAAGAAAGUUCUUAGAAGCCCGCAGCUCAGCCAGGCGUUGGGCGUUCUCACCAUGGCGCUGAGAGAUGGAGGACUCCCCGGGGUUGCAGAUGCCCUUGGCAUCAGGGUCGAGAACGGUGGUUAUAUGCAGGGUAGUGGAAUGCCGCUGGGCGGAGGCCAGGCGGUCAAGGCUUUUGUAGAUGGUGUCAGAAAGACUGUCCGGGAGAGGAGGCAGUGA